Penicillium alfredii is the source of this 1347-nucleotide messenger RNA. Its product is annotated as putative dipeptidase. The coding region runs from base 1 to 1347 and encodes 448 amino acids. Lineage: Eukaryota; Fungi; Ascomycota; Eurotiomycetes; Eurotiales; Aspergillaceae. Gene Ontology annotation, molecular function: metallodipeptidase activity. The transcript has 3 exons. Gene Ontology annotation, biological process: proteolysis. The record is from RefSeq and is a predicted model, not a curated record.
AUGGCCAUCCCCGAGAAAGCGGUUUUGCUGGAAAGCAGCGACGAAGAGCGACAGUUAAAUCGCCCCGUCUCCAGACGUAUCAUCUUCCACAAUCCUCUCCGUUGGGGUUUGAUCCUCGUCGCCCUCGUGGCCGGGAGCUGGUUGUUUGCGCCGCACUGUCACCAUUCCCAUGCGGUUAGCAUCGAGGAUCGAGUGCAGCGUAUCCUGUCUAAGACUCCCUUGAUCGAUGGCCAUGAUGACCUCCCCAUCCUUCUGCGAGAAUUGUUCCAUAACCACAUCUACGGCUCGAAUUUCACAAAGCUCUUUGUUAAUGGUACCUUGCCAUACCAUGUGGAUAUCCCUCGACUGAAGCAGGGCCGGGCUGGCGGUACUUUCUGGAGUGUCUUUGUGCCCUGCCCUAAGGACGGGUCCAACUUUUCAGACGAGAACUAUGCGGGAAGUGUGCGAGAGACGAUGCAACAAGUGGAUGUCAUGUCGCGCAUCCAGCGGGCCUACCCUGAAGUCUUUUCGACUCCGCCCAACGGCACGACGGCCUUGAACGCUUUCCACCAAGGGAAGAUCAUUUCGCCCCUUGGUAUCGAGGGACUGCAUUCUAUUGGAAACUCCUUGGCACAUUUGCGGAUUUUCUAUGAGCUGGGGGUGUCCUAUGCGACCCUCACGCACAAUUGCCAUAACCGAUACGCUGACGCUGCCGUUGUUGACCUCCCGAGCGGUGGCUCCCGAAAGUCGGAUCCCCUAUGGCACGGUGUCAGUGAAGCAGGCCAGCAGUUGGUUGGGGAGAUGAAUCGACUGGGGAUGAUUGUCGACCUGGCCCAUGUGAGCGUGGAUACGAUGCGUGAUGUGCUGGGCGCCGGUAAAACCGAGUGGACUGGGAGCCGUGCCCCGGUGAUCUUCAGCCACAGCUCCGCGUAUGCGCUCUGCCCGCAUCCCCGGAAUGUGCCUGAUGAUGUACUGGAAUUGGCACGACAACGAAAGUCAUUGGUGAUGGUCAACUUCUCACCCGGUUUUAUCUCAUGCACCGCUUCCGGUCGCGCCAAUGGACUGCCAGACGAGGACCCGACCCAUGCAACCCUUGAACGAGUCGCGGAGCACAUCAUGUACAUUGGGAACUUGGUGGGCUUCGACUAUGUGGGACUGGGAAGUGACUUUGACGGCAUUCCGACGGUGCCCCGGGGGUUGGAAGACGUGUCCAAGUUCCCCGCGCUGAUUGCCGAGCUGCUGCGACGAGGAGUCAGUGACGAGGAUGCGGGCAAGGUGGCCGGGGGCAAUCUGCUACGGGUGUGGAAGGAGGUCGAUCGUAUUGCGCUGCAAAUGCAGGCGGAGGGAACGCUGCCCGCAGAGGAUUGA